Molecule: messenger RNA, 2769 nt
Organism: Limanda limanda (common dab)
Lineage: Eukaryota; Metazoa; Chordata; Actinopteri; Pleuronectiformes; Pleuronectidae
Gene: slc8a2a
Product: solute carrier family 8 member 2a
Exons: 12
Coding region: 1-2769 (922 amino acids)
Biological process (GO): sodium ion transmembrane transport; calcium ion import across plasma membrane; cell communication
Cellular component (GO): axon; sarcolemma; postsynapse
Molecular function (GO): calcium:sodium antiporter activity
Source: RefSeq, a predicted model, not a curated record
AUGGGACGCCUUCCAGUUCACCUCGCCCCACCCAUCCUCCUCCUCCUCUUGCUCCUCCUGACCCACCCCAGCACUCCCUUCAGGCCACAGGUUGUGGAGCGGGCAUCUAGUCCUGAUGAUGCGCCUCAGCCCACAGGCAACUCUACGUUAACUUGGAAGAGCAAGUGUGCAGAGGUCGUAGUGUGUAGACCUGGUGUCCUGCUGCCGGUAUGGCUGCCGCUCAACCCUCCACUGGGGGAGCAAGCGGGGAGGGCUAUCAUCUACUUCCUAUGUCUCAUGUACAUGUUUCUGGGUGUGUCCAUCUUGGCAGACCGCUUCAUGGCAUCCAUAGAGGUCAUCACCUCUCAGGAGAAGGAGGUGACCAUCACCAAACCUAAUGGUGAAAGGACAGUGACAACUGUGAGAAUCUGGAAUGAGACCGUGUCCAACCUCACACUCAUGGCCCUGGGCUCCUCUGCACCUGAGAUCCUGCUCUCGGUCAUUGAGGUGUGUGGGCACAACUUUCAUGCAGGCGAGCUCGGCCCGGGCACCAUAGUGGGCAGCGCUGCCUUCAACAUGUUUGUGAUAAUUGGUAUUUGUGUGUGGGUGAUCCCUGACGGAGAGUCUCGCAAGAUCAAACACCUGCGCGUGUUUUUCAUUACGUCUUUCUGGAGUAUUUUCGCCUACGUUUGGCUCUACCUCAUACUGGCUGUGAUCUCACCAGGGAUUGUAGAGGUGUGGGAGGCCGCAGUGACGCUGCUUUACUUUCCGGUAUGUGUGAUCUUGGCUUGGAUUGCUGACCGUCGCCUACUAUUCUACAAAUACAUGCAUAAGCGUUACCGCGCUGACAAGCGGCACGGCAUUGUUGUGGAAAUGGAGGGUGACCUCGAGCCCAAAGGCAUUGACAUGAUCAUGGAUGGAAAGUUGUCGGACAGAAGUGCCUGCCCUGAGAACUCCUCCAGUGUGACGGUCUCUGUGCAGACAGGCAAUGAACUAGACCCGAGCCAAGAGGAGGUGGUUCGCAUCCUUAAAGACCUGAAGGAGAAACAUCCAGACAAAGACUUGGACCAGCUGAUUGAGAUGGCCAACUACUCCGCCCUGGUCAAGCAGAAGAAGAGCCGCGCCUUCUACCGCGUCCAGGUGACACGCAGGAUGAUCGGUGCCGGUAAUAUAUUAAGGAAACAUGCUGCUGAGCAUGCACGCCGCACGGCUGACCAGGACUCCGACAAGGCCACAUGCUCGCACAUCUGCUUCGAAAGUGCUCAGUACCAGUGCACUGAGAACUGUGGCUCUCUGAGCCUGGGGGUGAUCCUGGAUGGAGGCACAGGUCAGAACACUUUCUAUGUGGACUACUGUACAGAAAAUGGCUCCGCCAACGCUGGGGCGGACUACGAAUUCACUGAGGGUACCUUGGUGUUUAAGCCAGGGGAGACACGCAAAGAGAUCAAGGUCGGCAUCUUGGACGAUGACAUCUUUGAGGAGGAUGAGCAUUUCUCUGUGCGUCUUCAGAAAAUUAGGUUAGAAGAAGGCGGAAAUGAAGGGACAGGAAAUCCACCCAAAGGUAGACUAGUGGAGCCGCUGAUUGCCACCAUCACUAUCUUGGACGAUGACCACGCCGGCAUCUUCACCUUUGGUCAGCGGAUGCUGCGGGUGAGUGAGAGCACGGGCAUGCUGACGGUGACGGUGGUGAGGAACUCAGGCUCCAGGGGCACUGUAGCUGUGCCAUACCAUACAGAGGAUGGCAGUGCCAAGGCGGGGGUGGACUAUGAGGAGACUGGAGGGGAGCUGGAAUUCACCAAUGAACAAACCAGUAAGACGUUACAAGUGCGCAUCAUAAACGUGGAAGAAUAUGAAAAGAAGGAAACCUUCUUUGUUGUGCUUGAGGAUCCCAAAUGGCUGAAGCGAGGACUCUCUGCGUUGUUGUUAAACCAAGGAAAUCCUAGCCCUGAGGAGGAGGAAGCCAGGAGGAUCUCUGAGAUGGGUAAACCCAUUUUAGGAGAGCACAGCAGGCUGGAGGUGAUCAUACAGGAGUCCUGCGAGUUCAAGAACACUGUGGACAAACUCCUGAAGGACACUAACCUGGCUCUAGUGAUUGGCACUCAUUCAUGGAGAGAGCAGUUCAUUGAAGCAGUCACAGUCAGUGCAGGUGAUGAAGAUGAGGGACAAGAGCAGCGAAUGCCCAACUGCCUCGACUACUUUGUGCACAUAGUGUGCAUAUUUUGGAAGCUUGCGUUUGCCUGUAUCCCGCCCACCGAUAUCUGGAAUGGCUGGGCGUGCUUCUUAGUAUCGAUCUCUGUCAUUGGUUUCUUGACCGCCUUUAUUGGAGACCUGGCCUCCCACUUUGGCUGCACCGUGGGCCUGCGAGACGCUGUCACUGCAGUGGUCUUUGUGGCACUUGGGACUUCACUUCCUGAUACGUUUGCCAGUAAAGUGGCUGCCACUCAGGACCAGUAUGCAGAUGCAUCAGUGGGAAAUGUGACUGGAAGCAAUGCAGUUAAUGUGUUUUUGGGUAUUGGGGUGGCCUGGUCUGUGGCUGCUGUGUAUUGGGAAGUCAAAGGUAAGGUCUUCCGUGUGGACCCUGGCUCGUUGGCCUUCUCCGUCACACUCUUCACCAUUUUUGCCUUCUUAACUGUGGGAGUGUUGAUGAUACGCCGGAGGCCGUCCAUUGGCGGCGAACUGGGAGGCAAACGGGUCCCUAAAAUCAUCACCACACUAUUUUUGUUUGGACUCUGGUUCCUCUACAUCCUCUUCUCCAGCUUGGAGGCCUAUUGCCAUAUACAAGGCUUCUGA